This is a messenger RNA of Mya arenaria, 1108 nucleotides long. RefSeq names its product complement C1q-like protein 2. The record is from RefSeq and is a predicted model, not a curated record. Lineage: Eukaryota; Metazoa; Mollusca; Bivalvia; Myida; Myidae. Gene Ontology annotation, molecular function: protein binding. Bases 104 to 700 code for a protein of 198 amino acids. The transcript has 2 exons.
AGGGAAACGUUCUUCGAACUGCGUGUAGAGAAAGUUGCAAGUCAUUUAGCUGCUGCGCUUACAAACGAAUACAGCACUUGGUUUGUCUACUUGGCAGUUCAGCAUGUUAAUCAUUGCAUAUACGAUCGUUGCCGUUUUGGGGUGGAGUUCGACGGUGUCUGGAGAUCUAGAACCACAGUGUACGUCGAGAUUUGAUUACGACUAUAAACUGUUAAAAACACUGGUGUCUUUGGAAUCAGAGAUUGAAAAGUUGAAGGCGCAGCAGCAGGAACUCUCAGACGCUCUUCAAGGGUUACAAAGAGGCCAACCGAGAACUGCCUUUACCGCGACCAUGUCAGCUGAUAAGUCAGGCAUACCCAACCACACCACUAUCGUGUUUGACGUGGUCAUCACAAACAAAGGGGGAGCUUACAGCCCAUCUAAUGGGAUCUUCACCAGCAAAACAGCGGGCGUGUAUGUUUUCUCCUGGGUGACAACUAACAAGAACCGCACAUGGAUGAACACAGAGUUGAUGCUGAACGGUGAAAAGAAGGGUACGGCUAUGUCGGACUCCGGCGACAUCAACGACUACAGUGUGGCUGCCAACACUGUCUCAUUGGAGCUACAGGUUGGCGACCAAGUGUGGGUACGCGCCGGAACCUGGCAUAAUGGCAAACUGGCGGGAGAAUGGCGCACUACCUUUACUGGAUGGCAACUAUGAUGGAGUUGCUACAAGUUCAAGUUCGCAAUAUUUUGUUUGCAGAAAGUUGAACAUGCAUGGCACUAUAGCCACUAUCACCAGAGUAUUUGUGCGCAGCUAUUUGCCUCUAGUUAAGGGAGUGGAUAAAUAAAGGUUCACUCAUGAUAUUUUAUCUGUCUACCAAAUUUAAGACGUGUUCUUACAUAACUGCCUGUCACCACGAAAGGAAAUGUGUAGAUUGUUUUAUUUCUGACAGAGAGAAUAAACAUUAUUUUUCGCCGACCUGUUUUAGAAGCUGAUUAAACUAAUUUGUUUUCCCUCUUUACAUUUCCCUGAUGCUAAAUUCGUGUUUUCAUAUACAUGUACUAAGUAUGUAAAAAUAAAUGAUGUCUGAUCGGUUUUUAAUCACUUACAAUAAAGUUUCCUUAU